CCAGGCUCCGCGAGGGUCGCGUCAAUAUGGCCGCGCAGGGCGGCUUCUCCACCCCUCUUUCCAAUGUGUCUCCGACGUCGGUGUCGCCGACAGGACUGCCGGUAACCCCGCCCUCGUCCCCUUCCUCGCGUUCGAAGUCUCCCCAGGAGUCGAAGGGGAGCUCCCCGAGCCUCCUGCCUCGCCGCUUGACCUGCCCCGAGGUCUCGUUGCCCCCAGCCGUGUUUUAUGGGCCUCUGGACGCUAAAAACCCGCUCCUGGCCUCGUUCGAGAAGGAGAUUCAGGAGUUGCUAGGCUUUUUGAAGAAAAAGAAGGCUUUAGCGACCCCGAAGGACAAGGUGCAUGAAUUCCACCGGCGUUGCGCCACUUCUUUGUUUAAUAUCUGGACCAAAUAUGCUCCCCGGCUGCCAGCUGACUAUUACAAUGAAAAGCUUCUGAAGGUUGGGGAUAAACUUUGUCAAAUGAAAGAAUACAAGUUGGCCCUUUUACAGUGCUAUGGACGAUAUCUUCAGCAGUUCAGUUCCAACUUUGAUGAGAAUAAAACAGAUGUGAAUCAAUUCAAAACUGUCUUUUUCCCAAAAGGCUUUGCAGACAAAACUGCUGCACUUACAUUUCAUGCUCUGAGCGGCAAAAGUAUUUGUAGCUACCAUCUGGUCUGUAACAGUGACGUAAACCUGCAGAAUAAAGAAUCUGUGAUCCAGUGUCUGCAUAUCUUGUCCUCCUUAAGACUUAUCAUGCAAGUGGCUCUGCCACAGGAGCACCUUUGCUGGAUUAUCUUCAAUGGUACCAUUUACAUUUACACUAUUUGCAGAAAACUGAUGAUCAUAGGUCAGUCUUCCAAGGCCUUAGAAUAUCUCCUGUGGGCCAGUGUAUGUAUGGAAUCCUCGGUACCGCUCCUGGCUGUCAGGUACUUGACAUGGAGAGCUACUCUUUACACCGCUGUUUGCCAGUGUUACUAUGAUUGCCAAGCUGGAAUUCACGGAGAGGCAUUUGCUCGGCGUGCAUUAGCUAAAAUUGAUGAGUUAAGACAACUGGAAUUAAUGAGUUCCUUACAAUCACAGGAAGAAUCCAGAAGCUAUUAUAGAGAGGCCACGAUAAAGAUGGCAGUGAUGAUCUUCAAACGAGGAGUAUUUGAAUCGAGAAGAAAAAACAAGUCUUUCUUUAGACCAAAGAUAAGAGUUAACAUAAGGGAAAUACAAACUUUGCCAUGGCCACGUACAGUGACAGAACGGUUGUUGGAUGAGAUGUUUGACAACAGUGCAUCUCGGUUUCUGGCUAUCUUGGAAGCUCUUUCUGAUUCAAAUAGGCGAAUACUGCAAACAGGACCUAUUGCUACAGAUGAAGUAGAGCUUCGUGAUGUUGUCUCAGAACUGUUUAUAGCGGGAAAAGAACUUCUAAUAAUUUCAAAUACUGGUGCAGAUGGAAGGCUUGAUUUUCCAAAAUCAUCUUUUUUGGAACUUAUUAUACAAAGAAAAAAUCUUAUUUCUGUGGAUGCUGCUGUGAAAUUUAUAAAAUUAGCUUUUACCUAUGAGGAAUGGAGUUUAUUUGAAUCUGUAGCUGUGCAGCUUAUUGACUUUUUUCAGAGGCAAGAUGAUCCAGAAUCUAAGACAGCCGAGAUGGAUUUAACUCUUCUUAUUGCAAUAGAACCUGUAAUCAAUGUGAAGAGAAACAAAGGUUUGAUCUUUCCUUUGGAAAACUAUAAAGAGGGACAAGCAGCUCAAGUUUAUGAAAAAAGAAUUGCUUUUCAUGAUUCUUGUAUGAAGACUGGUGGAUAUUCAGAAGAUAUUUUCCAUUUGGCAGCAACCUUGUAUUCCUGUGUCUGCUCCUCUCCACAGAAUAUUCAGCCUGAUAAAGAAAUAGUUGUAGACAUGAUAAUGUUGCUGUGGCAGAAAUGCAAAUUAGGACUUCAGCGGAUCACUAUGUCCAGAAAUGACUUUGUGAAAUUCACCCAGAAAAUCAGUACUAACAAAUGGAUUUAUCUUCUGUGGCAGAUAAGUGAAAUAAUUCAUUGCUAUAAAAUGGAAGACAUUGACAUUGUGGUGGUGGCAGAGAUCACAUUACGAUUAAGUGAAAUACUGGAGUCUUUAGGAAACCCAACAAGAAAAUUUAAAAAAUCUCUAGACAUACUUUUAAGAAAAGAGAGCAGUGACUAUAUUGUCACUCCAAAAGAUGGCCUUCCAAUAUUAAAGAAAAAACCUGAGGAACAGUUAUAUUUUGCUUAUGAACUUCUUGACAAAGUAAUUGGUGGAAUAAAUGUGAAUUGCAUGUUAGUUACUUUGCCAAAUGGAUCAUCGGUAAUUGACCACUGCUAUACCAAGUACAUCCAAGAUUUGGGUGGAGAUACUUACAAACCAGUCACAACAAAUAGUUUCAUGAUGGAUUUGCAUCUCGAACUAAUUCAAGCCCAGCACCGAAUAGCUGUUGUGCUUCUUGACCAAUUGAAAGUUUUGAGGACUCCAUCUGUGAGCAAAAAUAUUUCUACCAAAGAUCCUGAAAAGUUAAAAUCUGGAAGUAUUGCUUGUUUCACAGAAUUAAAUGUAAUGAAUAAAAUAAAGAAGAAUAAACUAUCUGAAGCAAUUUACUUGAUGCAGAAAGCUCUUUUAAUAUUUGAGAAAGAUGCAACUUCAACAUCUUCACAUAACUUUUUGAUGGAAGCAUACUCUUUAAUUGAGAAGACUGAAGCAGAACAAAAUGCCCUAUAUUCAUAUCAAAAAGAUUUGGAAACUUCAAAAAAAAAGAAGAGCAGAAUCCCUUCUCCACCAAUCUUGCUAUCCCGAACUCAUUGUUCUGUGACAUUCAAGCCUGCUCCAUUUAUUUCAGAUGUCAAGGUCUCCUGGUACUGCAUUUUGGGUUGCAAAGCAGAAGGAAGCUAUGGAAAAGUAAGGCUAAACAAUAAUCAUCUCCCAAACUCAGGAGAAGCGAUACCAGCUGAUGGUAAAAGCGUUUUUGAAGUGAAAGGUUUAGAAACCAAUGAAAAAUACAUAUUUGCAGUUGCUGCUUAUUCUUCUAAUGGGAAGCUUGUUGGUGAUGCUAUUGGGGAGACAACUAAGCCGAUUCUGGUUUAUCCACCUCUUUCUGCUGUUACUGCUCGGAUGUUCUUGACGCAGGUUGCCUAUCAGAUUGGUAACUAUGAAUUGACUAAGAGAGUUUUCUCACCAGUUUGGGAUUAUUUUGUUGCUUCACCGCUUCGUGUUGACCAAUCUGUUAUUUCUUUAAGCAAUAUAAUGACUGUUACACAGAGAAGAUUGCAUUCAGAUAUUUUGUCAGAGACUUCUUCAAUCCUUUUGUAUCUUUUCCUUAGAAAUAUUUUUGUAACAAGUGACAUUAAAAUUAAAGAAGAAAAUCUUUUCUGUGAUAAUAUUAAAGGCAAUGAAAUUUUCCCUUCUCAACAAGUUGCUAGACUAAUUGAAUGUGAGAGAGUAUUAGUGGCAUUGGAACUUAGCAAUUUCCUAAAUGAUUCCAGUUAUGCCCUUCAAGCUGUGACUCAGUGCUAUGGACUGCUUGCUCCUAUAAUCUAUCACAAUAUUGUUUUGGUACCUGUUGUACAGAUCUUGAUCAAGUGUGUAGUGGUUUUACAAGGACUACCAAAUAUUGACUACUCAAGGAAACAAACUGAGAGUUUUGAAAGUGUACAGCACAUGAUAGCUUGUUGUAUCUUCUACAUUACAAAGAUUCUGCGUUCAUGGAAGGAAUAUGAUCUUGCAGUAAUGAUUAUAAACUAUGGAAAAAAUAUGUUGAACAUCACACCAGGGUGCAAAUCUCUAUUUGGUGGUAAUGAACAAGAAGAAUCACCAGAAGAGGGUUCUCCUAAGAAGUUUUCAAAGACUAAGAAGCCGCAGCAGAUAUUAUUGCCUGAAAAAAUAAAUGAACAGCUGGUCUUGUUGGAGACACAUCUGCUCAGACUGACAAAGCAAUAUAUUUCAACUGAACUCUCAGGAUCAGAGGACCCUAUAUUUCUGUACCCUGUAGUUUUAAAUUGGGCAGUCAAAGGUGCUGUGAAGGAAGUUAUGAAAUUUAAGAACAGACCUAGAUUCCUGGAAUUCUUUACGCAAGUUAUGGUGAAAUGCAUGAAUGAUGAAAAGUUUCACCUUGUGUUGGAGAUAACAAUGCCUGUCAUUGACUUCUUGAGGAGGAGGAACGAGACCCUGCUUGGAAUAAAAAAAAUAAAACAUAAGGACAGUGCUUCAUUUAAAAAGCAGAACAAACCUACGAAGUUCAAAGCUGUAAUAUUGGAGAUUGCAAAAAGUUCAGAAAUGGCACCAAAAAGAAAAAGAAGAAAGGAAACUCUAAGAGAAUUUUUUUCCAAAAAUCCAUCUAUUUAUGAGUUGGUGGAACAGGAAAGAAAUAAGAGGAGUGACGUAAGAAAAAUAGCGUUUAGAUUCCUGGUGAAUAACUUUAACCCUCUAAUACUCAAUUAUAUUAAAAGAAAGAGGUUCCAUCAAAUGUUUCUUGAGGAGAUGCCCUGGAGAUCUCAAAUGAACCUGUAUCUGGCAAGUGCACAUUUCAACCUGCUUCUAAUAAAGUUAGGGGAGCAUACAAAGAUGAAAGCAGGCACUUCACAGACAAUGGUCAGUUUCCGAUCAUUUGAUCCUAAUAUGUUCUCACUGUAUAAUUCAGGAACAGUAUUACCAACAGAAAAAUUGACUGUAGAAAAUUAUAAAGCAAUGCUUGAUUUCCUUCUUUCAGCUAGAAAAAGAAAGGCCAACUUACCAUCAGAUGCUGAUGAAUUUUUAGCAUUUAGCAAUUCCAAAGUGAAUGAAGAAGGUAUUUUCAAGACAAAUACAGUUUAUGACUCAGAUUCUCAGUCAUGUCUUAGUGCUAAAGAAAAGGAUCAAAUACCACAUUUGGGUCUAUUGGAACAUUUUACGAAAAUAUUUGUAUAUUGCAGGAGAGCAAUGGUUCUUGCUCAUCGUGGUGGUUAUUGGACUCUGCUUCAGAACUGCUGUCGGGCCUUUUGGAACUUUACUCAAGAGCUACAAAUACUUCUUCAACAAGCAGUGGAUCUUUAUAGAUCAUUUCCUAUUAGCCAGGAUAGUUUCCUCUGUACCAUUGUUUUACCAUUCUAUUUAGGAGCAGAAUUACUUAUUGACAUGUUAAUAGAACUGCAAAAUAUCAAAUCUAUUAAGAUUAUUGAAGACAAAGGAGAGUUCAGUGUUCCAAGUUGUUAUGGAAAUAUUAAAAAUGAUGAUGGUGGUUCUAGCCUUAAUUUUGAGAAUCCUUUGGAUGAUGUAAAUGUGGUUGAUCUGAAAUGGAUCCAUGACUUUGUAUUAAAAUCUCUGGAAGUUUUAUAUCAAGUGGAAAAAUGGGAAACACUGGUAUCUCUUGCCAUUCAGUUCAAUGAAAUUUCACAUGAGAGGUACACAGAGCAAGUGACACCUCUCCUGGUGUAUGCUCAACGUCAGCUUCUUCUAAGAAUACAGAAGUUCAAGGGCCCAGAUAUUUCCCAACAACCUUGUGCAAGGUAUGAGGCUGAUAAUGAAGAGAAGAUAACAUGCCGAAAUUUCAUUGGGAAGCAGCUCAAGAUUAAUCCUCUAACCAAUACAUUGACAAAUCUGGGAUACUGUACAGAUUUCUUAAAAAAGCUGAUCCUUUCAGAAUACAGCCGUGCCAAAGAACUCGUCUGUGUGCCUGUGGAUGUGGAAAACUCUUUGCAAUGUUUUAGAGAGACCUUAGAAAAAUCCAAAUAUCACAACAGAUCAAUUCGACACAGCAGAAAGUUGCUUUCAUUAUUUCUUGCACAGACACAAGGAGACAGAGGAGGAAUAAACAAUUCAAAAUUUAUUUCUGGAAGGGUGGACUUUUGCCUGGGAACUGAGGAGAUGCAUUUGCCAACACCCCCUGACCUUUCUCAGGAGCACUUCCGAGUUUUUAGCUCGGUGGAGAAAAGCAAACUUCCUUAUUCACAACUUGGACUUGUAAUUUCUUCUUAUUAUAAAACUAUUGAUGUUCUCCAAGCCAGCAAUCAAAGAAGUCUCAAAGUUCAGGCAUUGCAUGAACUUGGAAGUCUGCUUGUCUUUGCAGAAAAGAAAAGGGCUGCUUUUAAGUGUUGGUGUCAAGCCCUUGAUGACAUAUUCAGAAAAGAAGAUGCUCUACAUACAUGGAAGGAGUUUGGCCCUUCCCUCACUAAUACUGCUGACAGUUACUCACCUCCAGGUUCCAAAGACUACAGUGAGGAAUUUCUGUCUAACGUUGGUAUUUGGGGAUGUUUGCAAGGAGCAGUCAUAUCAGCAAAGAUAGCACAAUUCAUUAAAACAUUGGAUGUUAAAAAGAGAACCAACUGUUGCAUUUUGUCUGCAUUACUCUUUCAGGGUUUGCUUAGAACUACCCUCCCACAUCCCAAAACUCAACGUUGUUAUGCUCAGUAUGAAAUUACUCAGCUUCUCCCAGGCAUCGAACUCUUCUCAGAUAGAUAUAGAGCUGACAUUUGCUCUGUAGUUGCAAGUCUGUAUUAUGUUAUACGUGAACUGCAUUUUGCUAAGCAAAAUCUAAUGGUUCUGCCUCUCCUUGCAUUAUACCAAUACUUUGUUUCUGGGAUUUGCCAAGAUCUAGUCAGAAGCCUAGAAGCAAGAAUCCUCAAGAUUGAAGUCCUUAUAGAUUUAGGGUUCUUUUCUGAAGCCUUUUAUGAGAUGUCCCAGAUUUUUUAUGGAAAAAACAUACCUUCCACAAUACCUGCUGGCUGUAAAGCUCCUGGAAAAAUAAAGAUAUUUCAAUCAUUUGACUCAGGAAAACCUCUUCAUAGCAAAGAAAAUUUACAGGCAAUUGAUGAAUUAAUAAAUAGAGGCUUGCCUCUAAUUCUGGUUACGAUUGGUCAGCAACAUCUCUUAAACAAGUUUUGUUUGGUCAAUACAUAUUUUUUCAUAAGCAUGGCUGCAACAAUAAAUUGUGUCCCAGAAAAUACCUUGAAAUCAUCCCCCCAUGGAGUUGUUUCAGAAAGGAGCAAAGCAAACCCCCUAAAUGUAAAAGAACUACAGUUAAAGGAUGAUGGAAGCUCAAAUUCUCAUCUUACAAAAAUGAAAGAUGAGUUUACGCUUAACACGCUAAAGUCAGUUUUACUGAUGGAAGCUGAAGACAAGAUAAACCUCCUUGUGUCAGAGAUGGAGUGUUCGGGCCAAAAGAACCUCUCCCAGUGUUCUGCUGGUGAGCUGGAGGUUGUAGUGGAGGCCAGGCUUCAGCUGGCUGCAGUUGCCCUGCAGAGGCACCAGGCAGCCUACAGUGCUGCAAUAGUGUUUUCCACACUUAAACUUCUCCAGGAUUCAAAACUUUUUAAGAAGAAGGUAACACAGGAUGAUGCAGAGAAUUGUACUUCUCCAGGAGUUUCUCCAGGAAAUUCUGCCACUGAAAAUAAAGAUGAUGAGUUUUUAGAUCCUAUUUCCCUAAAUUCCCGAGAAUAUUUCAACAUUCAUCUGUGGUUGAGGUGCCGCUUAGCAUUGGUGACUGCAUUUGUCACACAAAUUCGUGGCGUUGGAAUCGUGAAAGAAAAUGAUAUGACAGACUGUGCGAGCCUCAUCAAUGAAGUGUGUGUGGAGGCAAAAAAUGCAGGUGACACAGAGCUACAGGCUGAAUUCUUGAUGCAAUCUGUAAUCCUUGGCCUGCAAGAAAAACAUUUAAAGGCAGACAUCAUAACAAAUCUUCAGGAGAUAAUGCAUUUGCUCGAAGGAAAUCAGUUUAUUUCUCCUAGAUCUUAUUUAACCCUGGUAAGAAGCAUACUUUUGCUGGAUGACUUAACAAAAGCUGAUAAAUUCAAAGAAUCUCCUUCUUCCAAAAUAGAUAAAUUAAGUUUGUUGACUCAAGCUCACAACAUUCUUAUUGAACAGAUGCUAACUUUUGGAGAAACAAUUGAAUUUCCUUUAUCAAACACUAAAUAUGCAAAUCCACUACAGCCUUUGAAAAAUAUCUAUCUUCCUCAUGUCAUGUUAUUGGCCAAAAUAAAAAUGAGAAUUGCUGUUUUUCUUUUAGGACAUACAGUGGCAAAGCAAAUAUAUUAUACCAUUAAAAAGAAGGACUCCUCAAAGUGGUUACCUGCUCUGCACCUCUUUGAAAUGGCAUUGGAGCUUUGUAAGUUAUCAGCAACAGAAGAGCAUGAGGUGGAAGCUGAAAUUCUUUUUCUAAAAGGCAAAGUAGAACGUCAAAUAUUGACGGAAAAGAAGUCUCCGAGCUCACAACUUGAGAGUUUAUUUGAUGCUAUACAGCUAAGCCUGAGAAAUGAUCAAAACUCAGGGUUGAUAAGAGACUCCUACCUAGAAAUGGCCCUAUUAUAUUUUUAUCUGAGGAAGUCACAGUGCAAAUCUUCAACAAUAUCACUACCAUCGAAGGUUACUUCCAGAAAGCAGAGUUCUAUUAAAGAAACAAUAGUAAAUACAUCUGAAAUGUACAGUUCGUUGGCCUGGAUUGCAAUAAGAGCUGCCUCACAGGUCAGUGAAGCCGUGCUAACAAUUAACCUACUCAUCGGGAAGAAGAAUGCUAGGAUUGAUAAAGUUAACCAGAUGGUGUUACCAAAUAUCCCAGAAUUUGCUGCUGUGGAUCUUUUGUCUUCAUAUACAGAUUAUUUGCUGGAUGACUACCAAGUUGCCUUCCAGACUGGUUGUACAUUUUCAUACCAAAAUGAUGACAUGUGUGAGAAUACAGAUGCUAAAAAAACGACUCAGACCAAAGUGGAUAUUACAUGGAUCCUUCUACUGCGCUACUAUAUUCACCUGCAGAGAAUUAAUAAUAUGAGCAAACUGUUAGCAUCUGCAAAGCCAGGAUCUGGAAUUUCUUUGCCGGAUGAUACACUCCUCACUUCCCUUUUCAACUCUGGAUUGAUUUUGCGCCAAAGAGAAAUGCAUUUUUUCCUUAAAAAGUUCUUACAGCUGUAUUCUUCCUCUUGCAUUGAAAAAUUCCCCAAAGAACUUUUUCAAGGAUUGGAAAACCCACCUCUUUCAGAAAAAGUCUUACAUGACUCAUCAACCAAGUUAAGUCAUGAGGGUUCUCUACACUCUGAGUUAUCUUUAAAGCUCAUUGCCAGCACCUCUUGUACAGAUGACAUGUCACCAGAUACGGCAAUACAAGCUUUAAACAAAGAACUUUGCUUUCAGUGGUACAUUCCACCCCUGGAAAGACCGCCAACAGAAACAGAACCUAUGGUUUUAUUGUUGUAUGCAUAUAACUUGAAGCCUGUGAAGAUUUCAGAUGUUACGUAUCCCAAUUCUACCAGUUUAUUUGUUGGUUCUUCCUGGGUUUCACUGAACAGAGUUAUUUCAAUUCAUCAGGAAUUAUCUAAUCUGGUGCAAAUAGCUGAAAUAUCAUUACCAGCAAUUCCCGAAAUUCCUUCAGAUGAAAAUAUAAUUGAAAUAGAAGAGAAAUCUGUUGAUAAAGAAAUGGAAGACAUGAUUAUUGAAUGCUGCUGUGAAAUAGUAUCUCUAUUUUUGACGGAUGGAGAGUCAGUGCCACUAUCUGAGGUUCCAUUUGCUAUCUCGCUGCCAUCUAUAUUGAAUCUUGAGAGACUUUUUGAUCUUCCUAAUGGCUGUAUCAUACCAGGAGGAAGCCUUUUCAAUUGGAUAGUGUCGAUUAUUCCAUGAACAUUCUUCAUAUGAGAUAAAGAAUACUGAGAAGUAAAUCAAGAGCAUGACUUUGGAAUGAGGAAUUUUUCAUUAAUAUCUUUCAGCCUUUGGAGAUUUGGUGAGAAGAAAUAGGCAUGAUUUAAUAUCUUGCUUGCACAGAAGGCUCCAAUUCAGACUUGGAUCUCACCCCAUUUGAUCAUUUAGGAUGUUUCUAAAUAUUCCAGAUGUUGCUCUGAGUUUUUGCUUUUGCUUACCUGGUCUUCUGUAGCUUCAAGGAUGUCUUAGCUCAUGCUAGGGCAGUUUUCUUUCUUUUAGUUACCUACAGAUCUGUAUAUCUCUCCUGCUUACCCUCAGUUUGACCAGUUGAUCUAUUUCCAUAUCAAGUUGCUUUGACGUGUCUCUCUCUCUUUCCCCUAUAUUUUGAAAAGAAUAAAUUUUCAAGUAAAUG
This is a messenger RNA of Choloepus didactylus (southern two-toed sloth), 9984 nucleotides long. It is a transcript of the gene CFAP54, whose product is annotated as cilia and flagella associated protein 54. The transcript has 69 exons. The record is from RefSeq and is a predicted model, not a curated record. NCBI's taxonomy places the organism in Eukaryota, Metazoa, Chordata, Mammalia, Pilosa, Megalonychidae. Gene Ontology annotation, biological process: cilium assembly. The coding region runs from base 27 to 9554 and encodes 3175 amino acids.